AUGGCUGUUCUUGUCAUCCCGGAUCAGUAUGGCUACGUCCUCCUCGCCGCCGUCUCCACCUUCCUAGUCGGCUCCUGGCACGGUCUCCGCGUCGGCAGCUACCGCAAAGCUGCCAAGGUCCCGUACCCCUUCGAAUACGCGUCCUACGAGCAAAUCCAGACCGCAUCCCCAGCCUCCAAAAACGCCAUGAUACUCUUCAACUCGGCGCAGCGCGCGCACCAGAACUUCAACGAGAACCACCCCAUCGCCCUCGGCUCCAUGCUCAUCUCGGGUCUCAAGUAUCCCAGUGCCACAGCCAUUCUGGCCGCGGUGUGGAGCGUCAAUCGUGUCGUUUAUGCGCUGGGGUAUACGAAUGGGACUGAGGCGGGUAAGGGCAGGUAUUAUGGGAUUCUGUGGUUUUUGGCUCAUCAUAUUAUGAUGGGUAUGGCGGGUAAGGCUGCUUGGGAUGUCGCUAUGGCGUAG
Molecule: messenger RNA, 462 nt
Organism: Dothidotthia symphoricarpi CBS 119687
Lineage: Eukaryota; Fungi; Ascomycota; Dothideomycetes; Pleosporales; Dothidotthiaceae
Product: membrane-associated proteins in eicosanoid and glutathione metabolism
Exons: 2
Coding region: 1-462 (153 amino acids)
Cellular component (GO): membrane; endoplasmic reticulum; nuclear envelope
Molecular function (GO): glutathione peroxidase activity; glutathione transferase activity
Source: RefSeq, a predicted model, not a curated record